Molecule: messenger RNA, 1356 nt
Organism: Cucumis melo (muskmelon)
Lineage: Eukaryota; Viridiplantae; Streptophyta; Magnoliopsida; Cucurbitales; Cucurbitaceae
Exons: 6
Coding region: 231-1205 (324 amino acids)
Source: RefSeq, a predicted model, not a curated record
UAAAAUGGAAGAGAAACUUACUUCUAACACUUAUUAACAUUCAAAUACUCCCUAUUUUCUUUAAUUCGAUUAUUUUCUUUAAUUUGGUUAUUCUCACGAGCAACCAUUGACAAGGGAACACCAUUUAUUCAACACACCCAACAGUCGAAUCAUAAACAGAUUGCUCUACUUCAAAUCCGUUUCUUAUUUGAUUUUGUUUUCCUCUCUGGAUUCCUGAAUUCUGUUCAACAAUGGCGGGUUUAGCUAUUGUUUUGGAUCUAUUACGGAAAAAUUCGGCCACCAACACACCCCAAAGCCUCCACUCUUAUGGGGCUUUCUCCGCUGCCGCCGCCGCUGCCGGAACCCCUUUUGCCUUCAGAGCUUUCUUAGGUAAUUACAGAAUUCCAGUUGCUCAUUGUGAUGCCGGUGUUGAUGUGACUGAGGACUACUUCUCAAAUCUACAGAGUGCAUCAAGGAAAAUCUUUGAGCAUGAGUCUCUUCGAUACACUACAAAGGAGUACAACCUUGAGUUAAAGCCAUUAUUCUCUGCUUUUCAAUGGAGGAUGCUUGGUAUGACAACGUUAAGGUCGUUUUUGAUGUUUUAUUUGCCUCUUUUGGAGCCUCAUGCCAAGUUGGAAGACGAAGACGAUGAGGACUUUUUGAAUGAUAACCAAGAAGAGCAGAAAGUCGAUCUAGUUUCUCCCUUUAAAAAGUCCAUCAAGCAAAUAGUUCGUGAGACUACUGUUGUCACAACGAGACGCAUUUUAGAAAGAAUUUCUGUCCACUAUGCUUCGCAGCGAAUUGCAUGGAAGCUUCUUAAAGAUGUUCCCAAAUCUGCCGUGCGCAAGGCUGGACGAGGACUGCCUACUUCAGUCUACUUCUUCCGAGUUACCAGGACAACUUUCAGAGGACAUGCUCUAGGAGUUGCCGCUUCAUGGCUUGUCCAAGUCGGUAUUGAAAUCUACAGAUACGUUUCUGCAAAAGUAAAACCGAAAGAAGACGAUGGAGUUGACGAAACUGACAAAGUUAUAAUUUUAAGGAAGAAGAUUGCAGGUGCUACUCUCCGUUGUAGUGCAUCACUUGUUUUUGCUUCCAUUGGAGCAGGCAUCGGCGCCACCCUUUUCCGCCCAUCAGCAGGCCAGUGGAUUGGAUGUGCUGUGGGGGACUUGGCAGGACCUGUUAUUGUAACAAUUUUCCUGGAGAAAGGCUUGAACUUGGAUCUUUAACUUCUGGGGUAUAAUCUUCUGAUUGAUUCUUUGAAACUUUAAAUGGGAAUGUAUUGAUUUCUUUGAAUUUUCUACUGAUCCCCUGCUGACAGGCCUUUUUUAAUCAAGUCCUCAUACGUUAUUAAUGCAUAAACUUCAUUUCCUGCCCAAA